AAGUCUGUGGUCAGCUGACUGCGCUCCGAGAUCAGCUGACGGGUUCCAGCCCUGCCGUGGUUGAGGGGUCCCCUGCCAGGCGUUGCAGGGACAGCAGGAAACCAUGAGGUUCCGAUUCUGCGGAGACUUGGACUGUCCUGACUGGGUCCUGGCCGAAAUCAGCAUCUUGGCCAAAAUAUCCUCGGUGAAGCUGAAGCUCAUCUGUGGCCAGGUGCUCAAGGACCUGCAGGGAGAGGGAAUUGAUUAUGAAAAGAUCCUGAAGCUAACGUCGGAUGCCAAGCUUGAGUCCGGGGACGUGAAGGCCACUAUUGCCGUGCUCAGCUUCAUCCUCUCCAGUGCAGCCAAACACAGCGUAGACAGCGACUCUCUGUCCAGCGAGCUGCAACAGCUGGGGCUGCCCAAAGAACAUGCCACAGGAUUGUGCCGGUCCUACGAAGAGAAACAGAGCCCCCUGCAGGACAGCCUGAGGACACGCAGCCUGAGAUUGAACCGUCUGGACUCUGUGUCCUGGAGGGUGGAUCACACGCUCAGCUCCAGCGAGCUCCAGACAGUCAAUGAGCCCCUUGUGCACCUGAAGUUCACCGUGCGAGACGGGGACCGAGGCAUGACGGAGCCCUUUGCUAUGACUGUGUCGGCAGAGAAGUUCCGGGUCUUACUGACAGAGCUGAGACAGGCCCACGCCAUGAUGAAAACUCUCAGCUGAGGAGCCGGGAGGACGGCAGCGAGCGUGGAAGGAGCCGGCUGAUUGCUCUGCAGCUCGUCGGAGAGUCUGGUGGGUGCGGUUCCUCCGCUGGGGAAGCCCCUCGCCGCACACAGCCGCAGACACCGCCUGGGCAGAGGUUGGACUGGGCUCUCCUCCCUUCUCAGACCCCUGCAGCUGAAACUGACAAUUGCUCUUCCCACUCUUCCUGGCUACUGCCUCCCCGUCCAGCUCUCUUGCUGUGGAGCCUCCUGCCCGCCCCUCCUUCAUCCUGCCCACAAGCCCUUGUGCUUCCAGGAGCCCCACCCCAGGAUCUGUCCCCAGAGCAAUGGUGGAUGGGAGGUUGGUGGCUUCUGCAUCUGCUAACGAGAUCUCCACCUUGAGACCAGCUUCAGCUCGGAGUUCCCAUAACAAAGGCGUCCAAACCCAUGGGCCGUGCCACCGUGUAACACACACGCCUCCGGAGAAUACCCAGGCCUGCCGGCUGGAGGCUACUUUAACAGUGAAAGACCCUGAAAUCCCCUGCCAAGCCCUUUGUUGGUGGUUGUGUUCCUGAACAGCUGCAGGGAGCUGAUCUGCCCUUUUGCUUCUGCCUGAAUUGUCUCCUGUGACUACUCCAGGGCAGGCGCUUGGUCUCCUCUGGAGACUAGCACGCUGCAGCCCACCAAAUGCUGCGGCUAGGCCAGCUCCACAUCACCCAUUGACUGAACUCCUGCAGCAAUCCAGGAUGCCUGUGGCUGGGUCGACUCUGCCAGUCGUACAUUAGAGGUUGGAAAGUUUCAUCAGCCGAAGCACGAUGGAGCGUUCUCUAGUCCCUUCUUGCUCCCCCGCAUCCCUCCCCUUAAAAGCACUUUGCCUCUGUUCUUUCCACUUCCUUUAAAGGAGCCCCUUACCUAGGGGACAAAUGCAGCUUUUCUGUCUUUCCUUCCCCCCAUGCUCCUACCACCUUUUCCAGGGCAGCUCAGUGCAUGGAAUAAAGGAUCAUCAGGAACGUGCAUCUGUGAAUAUCUCCAUGCGUUUCCGGUUGGCCUUGGCACAUGAAGCCAGUUAUUUGUAAUGUUUCCUAUUUUGCCAGCGGGAUCCAAUAAAGCCACGAGGAGCAUUUUUAAUUUGCA
Malaclemys terrapin pileata is the source of this 1815-nucleotide messenger RNA. RefSeq names its product COMM domain containing 4 (gene COMMD4). Lineage: Eukaryota; Metazoa; Chordata; Testudines; Emydidae. The transcript has 8 exons. The record is from RefSeq and is a predicted model, not a curated record. Bases 104 to 703 code for a protein of 199 amino acids.